CAGGCAAGGACCCAUUUGGAGGAAGAGCAGGAGCUAAGGAGUAAGUCCCGAUCUCACUCUCACUUGGGACUUGGGAGGUUGAUUACAGAAGGAAAAUGCUGUCGACGCUCUCAUCUUUCCAUGGAGGCAGAGCUUACAUGUCCAAUCACCGGAAGCUCUCAAACUCGCCGCAGCUUCUCCUGAGCUCCAACAUACGGUUCUCUCGGUCAACUGCACACCAAUCAUUCUCUUCAUCAUCAUCAUCAUCAUCAUCUUCUUCUUCUUCUUCUACCCCGAGACUCCGAUUUGAACCCCAAGCACGACAUUUGAAGCUCAAGUCAAAGCACCUGCUUCGCUGCGGCAUUUCAUCAAACACCUCCGAUGCGGGCAUCCCUCAGACUCGGAGCUUCAGGGAGUGGGUUGAGCUGAUUGGCGAGGUGACAUCAACUGCUUUUCCAGUGUGGGUUGCUUUGGGGUGCCUGUUGGGCCUCGUGAACCCGAGCUCCUUCAGUUGGGUCAAGCCGAAUUGGAUUGUUCUUGGCAUUACAGUGACCAUGCUUGGUAUGGGCAUGACCCUUAGCCUUGACGAUCUGCGCGCUGCUCUGUCGAUGCCCAAGGAAUUGUUUGCUGGUUUUGUUCUCCAGUACUCGAUAAUGCCCCUAUCAGGUUUUGUUGUCAGCAAGCUCUUGAAUCUUCCAUCAUAUUAUGCAGCUGGGCUCAUAUUGGUGGCUUGUUGCCCUGGCGGAACGGCAAGUAAUAUAGUCACAUACAUUGCACGUGGAAAUGUGGCACUUUCAGUGUUGAUGACAGCGGCAAGCACGAUAUCAGCUGUGGUGAUGACCCCUUUUUUAACGGCCAAACUGGCUGGCCAAUAUGUUGCAGUUGAUGCUGCUGGCCUGCUGCUCUCAACCUUACAGGUUGUGCUUCUUCCCGUCCUAGCUGGUGCAUUUCUAAACCAGUACUUUCAAGUCCUAGUUAAAUUCGUUUCCCCCGUGAUGCCACCUAUUGCUGUCCUAACUGUUGCCGUUCUCUGUGGAAAUGCAAUUGCCCAAAGUUCCUCAGCAAUACUUAUGUCAGGGCGACAAGUUCUCCUAGCUGCCUCUCUUCUUCAUGCAUCUGGGUUCUUCUUUGGUUAUCUCUUGUCAAGAGUACUUGGGCUUGACAUUUCAUCAGCAAGAACCAUCUGUAUUGAGGUGGGCAUGCAGAAUUCAGUGCUCGGAGUAGUUCUGGCAACUCAGCACUUCGGAAAUCCUUUGACAGCUGUACCGUGUGCAGUUUCCAGUGUCUGCCAUUCAAUCUUCGGCAGCGUCUUAGCAGGAAUCUGGAGACGCUCUCGACCCGCUGCAAAGCAGGAAUGAGCUGUAUUGAUCGCCAUCAGGAAGAAGUUCUAGACGAGCUUGUAGUUUUUUCUUCUAGCUUUUCAUUCCUAGAAUGUGCCUAUUGGAUUUCGGCUAUUUCAGUGCCAGAUUUGUGUGAAUUUUCUCAUUAAUGCCCGAAAACUGAACUUGGUAGGCGGAGAGAAUCGGGUUGUACAGAUGCUGCAGAUUGAUGAAUGCUUGAUAGCUCUGUCAUUCAUGUGAGAUCUUCUUAUUCAGUUUGUUUCUCGAUUA
Punica granatum (pomegranate) is the source of this 1589-nucleotide messenger RNA. NCBI's taxonomy places the organism in Eukaryota, Viridiplantae, Streptophyta, Magnoliopsida, Myrtales, Lythraceae. The record is from RefSeq and is a predicted model, not a curated record.